Messenger RNA from Peronospora matthiolae, 978 nucleotides. The record is from the annotation of a GenBank genome assembly. NCBI's taxonomy places the organism in Eukaryota, Oomycota, Peronosporomycetes, Peronosporales, Peronosporaceae.
AUGGGUGACCUCACGUCCAGCGAUUACUAUGAGAACCUCGGCGUGUCACGGACAGCAACAGCACAGGAGAUCAAGACGGCCUACCGCAAAUUGGCGAUCAAGUACCAUCCAGACAAGAACCCAUUGGACAAAAUUACGGCUGAAGCUAAUUUCAAAGUUGUCGGCGAGGCGUACAACGUCCUGUCCGAUGACAAUACGCGCAAGAUCUAUGACAUUUACGGUAAGGAAGGACUGGAAGACGGUGCGCAACCGAUGACGAGGGAACGCGCCAUGGAAAUAUUUGAGGAGUUUUUCCGGUUUGGUAAAGCGAUGGACCCUGAAGCUCCUGACCGAUCAAAGGGAUUGAAGCGCGCAGCGGGUGGAGCAGUCUAUGCGCCUGCCAAGGGUCUUCUUUACGGUGGCAAGUCUAUUGUCGGUGGUGUCAUCAUGGGGUCUGCUGCAAUUGUAGUAGGAACUGGUGCAAUGUUUUUCAACGUGGCUUCCGGUAUAAAAGAGAUGGGUGAGGCUGGCGUCCAUGCCGUGCGCAAGCAUAAGGAUAGCAAACAUGCUAGCGACAGUGAAACAGAAGUGCCUGGUACUGCAGUAGGGGAUGGCUCAGCUGAUACUAGGGCUGAAGAUGAACAGAGGGUAGCGAUCGAGGUCGCCAAUCAGAAGCCUACUCCUACAUUCAUGGGAGGAUUGAAAAAGGCGACGAUUGGCGCCGUAGCGGCUCCCGUUGCGGCGAUCGUAACAGGAAGUGGUGUGCUGCUUGCUAGUGGUGUCGCGGCUGGCGGCUACGUGGUCGGUGGGUUUGCUGGUGCUGCGACGAACGUUGCGAGUGGAGUGCGUGAGGUGAAGGCAGCAAACAAGCUAGAGAAGAAGCGCCGUGCUUCGAGCGCGGCAAGUACUCGCGAUUCCUCAGCUUCGGCAAAGGGCUCGCCGGCAACAACGAAUAUCUCGACAGGUCCUGUGGUAGACGAUAUGCCCGCAGCAUCCUAG